Messenger RNA from Botrytis sinoallii, 1254 nucleotides. RefSeq lists its product as uncharacterized. Lineage: Eukaryota; Fungi; Ascomycota; Leotiomycetes; Helotiales; Sclerotiniaceae. Gene Ontology annotation, molecular function: monooxygenase activity; oxidoreductase activity, acting on paired donors, with incorporation or reduction of molecular oxygen; iron ion binding. Bases 1 to 1254 code for a protein of 417 amino acids. The transcript has 5 exons. The record is from RefSeq and is a predicted model, not a curated record.
AUGGGAGUCACAGCUCUCAUAGCAACUAUCCUUGAAGAAAACAAGAUUGCAGUAGCAUUCCUUGCUCUACUCGCGUAUCCUAUAUCAAGUGCUAUCUACAAUAUCUAUUUCCACCCUCUCGCGAAAUUCCCAGGUCCUAAACUUUGGACCGCUUCGCGACUCCCCUUCAUAUACUACCUUCUCACAGGACAGCUCGUGAAGAAAGUGAAAGAAUUCCACGACAUCUAUGGAGAAUUCUACCGUCUCGCGCCGGAUGAAGUAUCAUUUGCCAGCGAGCAAGCUUGGAACGAUAUAUACACUUUUCGUCGCGGACACAAGCGUGCUUUGAGAGACAAGAUCAGAGAAGCUGCCGAGAAGCCCGAGAACUCGACUAGAGGUGCUCGAAUCAAUAUUACAGACUGGUUGAACUUUUUCACCAUGGACAUCAUCGGAGAUUUGGCAUUUGGAGCACCCUAUCUCAAGGGGAUGUCCAUCACUGCAGCUCCUCGGUUCUACCCUACGAUGGAAUUUCUGUUUCAGAAAUUAAUUCCGAAAAGAAUCAUGGAGAAACAGAGGCAGCAUAGUGCGUAUGCGGAAAAGAUGAUCAAUCGUCGCUUAGAUACAAAAGGUGAUCGUCCGGAUUUUAUGACUCCUUUCAUGAGAAACAAUGUCAAUUUUGAAAAUAUGUCCCGCGAAGAGAUCGUAUCCACGUUUAAUUUCAUCAUCGUGGGUGGUUCUGAAACUUCGGCAGCAGUGAUGACUGGUAUCUUCAACCACUUCACCAAAAAGAAAAACAAGCGAAUCCUUGACCGACUUUGUAAUGACAUUAGAACAAAGUUCAGGGAGGAGAAGGAAAUCACUUUGGAUGCGAUCCAAAGCACUCCUAUCCCUUAUUUGGAAGCUGUAAUUAACGAGGGCUUGAGAAUAUGCAAUUCAAUUCCUAGUGGACUGCCGCGUGUAGUCCCUGAAGGCGGGGACGAAUAUUGUGAUCCAGACGAAUUUGUUCCUGAACGCUGGCUACCGAAAGACCAACAACCGAAAAAAUAUGCAAAUGAUCAGCUCUCGGCUAGCAAAACUUUUAGUGUGGGAUUCCAUAGCUGUCUUGGAAGACCGCUUGCAUGGGCAGAGAUCCGUCUCGCAGUCACUAGACUCUUGUGGACAUUUAAUUUUUCAGUUGAUGCGGAGGACGAAGUAGAUUUUGAUGAGUUUCCGGUGAUAAUGAUCAUUCAAAGAGCACCUAUGAACUUGAGAGCCAAGAUCAGGCCUGGAAUCUAG